Messenger RNA from Diprion similis, 1356 nucleotides. RefSeq lists its product as uncharacterized. Lineage: Eukaryota; Metazoa; Arthropoda; Insecta; Hymenoptera; Diprionidae. The record is from RefSeq and is a predicted model, not a curated record. Bases 355 to 867 code for a protein of 170 amino acids. The transcript has 3 exons.
GAUAAGAAUGCGUCAGAUACCGCGGGGUAUCGCGCACGUGUGCCUUGAUCAACAAAGAAUCGCGAAAACAGGUUCGAUAGGUGUAUUUAUCUGCUAUGCGACGUUACCUAACUAUACCGAUUUGUUUAUCCUUGAAAUGCAAACUGUGCCACGAUAUAAAUACGUCUUAGGAAUCAGUUUUCAAACCGUGCGUUGGACGUGCGUUGAAACACACAGGUAACAUAAAACCGAAUUAAUAACGAUUACGAACGCGUCCGCUACAGAUUAAAAAAGAACAAGACAGCUGGAGAAGCUGCAGGACGGACAACGGAGGAAGCCUUAUAGGCGUCACGGUAUCAAUAGGUACACCUCAGGAUGUACCGGAAAGGUGCAGAAUGCACAAAUUGCGAAGGGGACUGCGGCGAAGGGUGCGGUUGCAGGUCAUGUCUCGAAUGCAAUAAAUCGACAGAAAAUGUCCGUUCUUCCAACAUGGAUUUGGUGAAAAUACCCGUCAAGCUACCGGGACCCGGUUAUGUGAUGCAAAUACUCAAUUCCGGUUUGGGAAGCGACAAUUUAUACGAGGCAAAACUUCUGCUGGCCCCAGAGAUAGACAUGUCGUCUAUCAAGAUCACCGUGAAAGACGAUAACCUGAGGGUAUCAGCACAGCGGUCCCUGGGGGAACUCGCCCACGAGCUACCCGAUAUACUGGAAAAGUCGGCCCUGGGGGAUCUUGUGAAAAUGUCAAUAAAACACUCGGAGAAUUUUUUUAUACCGAAAUCUGUAGACGGCGACCAAAUGCGUGCAGUCAUGGAUAACAAGCAGAGGCUCCUGACCCUAACUGCGCCUCUGCAAAAGGUGUCCAAGAGCAAGAAUCGCAGCUACGGAUAGUGUUGAGUGUAAAAGUUGUGUGCUUUUCCCCUCCUUCAUCGCCGGGUGGUUCCUCCCGGGUCCUGAUCCAUUAUUCAUAAUAAAAAUGAAGUGUCGGGUGAUCCCUGCGAAGAAUGAUAGGAUGAAAAGUCGUUAUCAAAUUUUCACACUUGUAAAAUUCAAUACUUGGUUGAAAUUUGAAUUUACAUGAGUCCUAUUUUUUUACAUGGAAAUACUUAUUGCGACGUUUAACUUUUGAGCGGUUCUCUGCGCACAGCUUGUACCUGAAAAAUAUCCGACGUAGGACAUUCUGGAAAUCAUGACAAAUUAGGAAUGAUCUAUAAAUACAUGAUUAUUUAGCACUAAUUGAGGUUGUAAGCAUACAACGUGGGAAUUUAUUGUCCACGAAAUAAGUUUCAUGUAUCAAGUAUAAAUAUGUAUAGGUAUCUUAUUUUUCGUCAUAAUAUACUGGGUGUAAAUAUAAAACCAAGUUGAAAUUCUGGAAAUUAU